GUUGUUUGUUUUGUCUGUGCACCGCCAUGUCUGGCUCCGUCUAGUCGGACACAAAGUGGAAACAGCAAACAGGAAAACCUCCCAGUAACCCGUUUCAGUUCCAAAAUAGUGGAAAUUUUUACUGUGAACACCAAAAUUUAGUGCAACGUUGGACCACCUAAAAUGGCAAAAAGCAAACAAUACGUGCUAAUUAUAAAUCUAAGAAAAAGUUUUUUAAUAGAAAAUUUAUAAGGCUCUGCAUCGGGCCUAAUUCGGGAAGAAGUAGUUUUAGUUUUCUGUUAUUGGUUACAUCCGUUAUUUCGAUCACUGCUUGUUUCACGGUAUUCAUGUAUGUGGCAAAUAUUUUGUAGUAAAUAUUAAGUUAUUUGCUAGAGCAGAUUGUUGCUUACGGUUUGGAUUAAAUCGGCCAUCAGGAAAAAAAUCACCGAUUCACUCUAUCCUACGCAUCAAAUUCACGACGACGCAGAAGGGGCAAUACGUCGGCCUAAGUUACAUAAUAAUGUUUGGUGGCCUCAUUGCAUAAAUGCAAAGGAAUAACCGUUUUAGCACUCUGCGAAGCCAUAUACUACACACUCACACUACAUCCGUCAAGGCAGAGAGCGUGCAAUAGUUGCGCUACUAUCACCCAUUGCAACGCGCCACUAUAUCUCACCAACCAAAAGACAAACUUCGAGUCCUGCUUGUGUACGCGGAAAGUGACCCCGUUUCAUUAUUUUGACUGGUUAGCUUUAUCUAUGCCAUUAGUGGUGAUAGCUAAGAAAAGCCUGCUGGCUACUGCAGAGCCACGCGAGGAUAAAAAACCAAAUUCAGGUGAAGACCACCAAAUUCCCUUUUAAGCCGACAAACCGACAGCUCCGGAAGCCGGUGGUGGACCCACCACAGCCGCCAGCGCAAUGCAGCAGACUACAACCCGGACCGAGAUGCGUCCGGUGAAGUACCACUAUGCCGAUUCCUUUUGGUGCACCUAUCUGAUAUCGGUUUUUGCUGCCAGUAUUGCCGAAACGGUAACCUAUCCACUGGAUCUGACCAAAACGAGACUUCAAAUUCAGGGUGAGGCAGCUGCAGUGACCGGUACUAUUAAAAAGUUAAAAUAUAGAGGCAUGCUUGCGACCGCUAGUGGCAUCAUUCGCGAGGAAGGAACACUUAAGCUGUGGCAGGGCGUAACGCCAGCACUCUAUAGGCAUGUUGUUUACAGCGGAGUCCGCAUCGUAACGUACGAUGGCCUGAGAAAGAAACUUCGCAACCACAACAACGAUUUUGCGCUGUGGAAAUCUGCACUAGCCGGAGUUGGUGCCGGGGCUCUAGCUCAGUGGCUUGCUUCGCCGGCAGAUCUAGUCAAGGUGCACAUCCAGAUGGAAGGGAAACGGCGAUUGCUGGGACUGGAACCAAGGGUACAUGGGGCGGCACACGCCUUCCGUGAGAUUGUCAGUCGUGGCGGCAUCGCCGGCCUGUGGAAGGGUAGUGUUCCGAAUGUACAACGCGCGGCAUUGGUCAAUCUGGGCGAUUUGACAACUUACGAUACGGUUAAACGAUUUGUUAUGAAAAAGACCGGCCUACCGGAUUGUCACUUGGUGCAUAUUAUGUCCUCGAUCUGUGCCGGGUUGGUUGCAGCAACGAUGGGUACUCCAGCAGACGUAGUUAAAACUAGAGUGAUGAACCAGCCUACCGAUUUGAAUGGAAAGGGCCUUCUCUACAAGGGAUCUCUGGAUUGCCUACAGCAAACCAUUGCUAAAGAGGGCUUCUUUGCCCUUUACAAAGGAUUUUUACCGGUUUGGAUUCGUAUGGCACCGUGGUCUCUUACAUUUUGGCUUUCAUUCGAACAGAUUCGAACUAGCCUUGGUGCUGGUGGUUAUUGAAACGGAAACGCUUUUGUUAGACUUUUAGUGUGCGUUUUUUUUUCGGAGUCGGAAGUUUUGUUUUGUGGGAUUCUAGAACAACUAAAGCCACCGUGUUUACUAGCGUUCGGUAGAAAACUUUUGCAAUAGAAGGCACAAAAACAGACAGUUCAAGCACAAUAGCCGAUUCACAGAAACAUGAAUUACAAUGACCUUGGCACAAGAGGAAUCGAACUGUUGAGUCAUACGCGAGUGUGCCAUCUGACUUUCUAUUGUAAGUUUAUUAUUUUACUUCGUAGUAUGUUCUUUCUUCAACAGCUUAAAUCACGUCAAAUACAGUUGAUCCAUUCUAACACAUAUCAUUUACGAAAAAAUGCUUAUUGGAAACUUUUGGUUGGAGAAGAACUAUAAUUUUGAUCUGUGAUUUAGUCUGUAGGUAUACUAGAAUUAAGCGUGUUAAGCCAAUUUCGAUAGGCUAAUUAAUAUAUCGAACAGUACGGUCUGAGCGGUCACAGUAUUAUAAGAAACUCACUCAAAAAAAAACUUAAUCCUAGCAGCGUCAAAGGUUUUCAUAAAUAAACACAUUCGACUUUCACAUCCACAAUCAUUUGACGCAAUUCCUCAGGGAACUAAUUUUUCACCACUGAAAUCCCUUCAGGGGUUAUUGAACUAUUCCUGAGUGCCAUUGUACGAUCAUAGUAAUUUUAACCAAACAUGAUCUAUACAGAUUAUUUGUUGCUCAAUUUAAGCAGAAAACAUAUUCACGCUGGGAGACAACUUACCGUUGCCUAAAUGAUCUACAAUGAGACUUGUCACUCAGCAUUGCAGCAUUACAUGUGUAAAAUCCACGAAUUCACAUGUAACGCACGUAUGAGCGGGCUGCCUUGUACUAUACCAUUAUCUUUACAUACUACAUUAAAAAUCUAACUCGUGACAAUACCGCAUUAUAUCAGAAUACUAAUAGAAAAUAUCUGUUCUUACUAUCCGAGACUAAGUUUUGAGCAUGUACCCAUAGGAACAUAAUUGCGAAUGUAACGCUGCUAUUUAAAACGUCCCUUCAUCUGCCAGGAAACCCAAAUAAGUGACCGCAUGCUCCGACCACUGACUGGGGAGAAGUGCAGUACUGUUUUAGUAAUACCUACCCAACCUCCUAAUAUGUAUGUAGUUAUACAAAUGAAAAAAAAUACACACACACACACACCCUAGCAUGUAGUGUCAUACCAAAAUGAGCAGAGACAAUAGUCUUAAUGAGAACAAACUGAAAUAAACUGACUUACUGAUGGGAUUACAUUGUUUUUAAUGUAAACCGAAAUCCAGUUAACAGUUAUUUCUUUGUCUGGGUCUGGUUUGUCUCAUCAUCGAACGAGCUAAAUAUGCUAAAAAUCAAAUAGACGACUGACUGUAAAUUACAAUAAAACGUAUUUCAUUAAAAAAGUAUUUUAGUCUGAUUUACCUGAGACUUAAAAGUCUAAACUUUUGUUGGGAUCAUCAUAAAAUAGAUUAUAGAUGCGCACCACUU
Sabethes cyaneus is the source of this 3354-nucleotide messenger RNA. It is a transcript of the gene Ucp4A, whose product is annotated as mitochondrial uncoupling protein 4. The transcript has 5 exons. Bases 894 to 1856 code for a protein of 320 amino acids. The record is from RefSeq and is a predicted model, not a curated record. NCBI's taxonomy places the organism in Eukaryota, Metazoa, Arthropoda, Insecta, Diptera, Culicidae. Gene Ontology annotation, cellular component: mitochondrial membrane. Gene Ontology annotation, biological process: mitochondrial transport; response to cold.